Messenger RNA from Guillardia theta CCMP2712, 667 nucleotides. RefSeq lists its product as hypothetical. The transcript has 6 exons. NCBI's taxonomy places the organism in Eukaryota, Cryptophyceae, Pyrenomonadales, Geminigeraceae. The coding region runs from base 59 to 364 and encodes 101 amino acids. The record is from RefSeq and is a predicted model, not a curated record.
AGCAGCUCGUUUGGGGUCUUUGCGGACGAGAAGGGGCAUGCGUCGCUGGAAGUCUGGAAUGAUGAGGCUGGUGGUGGAGCCGUGGUAUGAGUGCGCAUUGAACAGAGAGUGUAUUGCUCCCCUUGGAUCCAACAAGACCAAUCAUCGGCAAGAUCAAACCAUCCUGAGCAUCCUCUUCUACAAGCAUCGAACUUCCCUUAGCAAACCUGUGGUCUUCACCAGCACAAGAUUGAGAGCUUUCGCCCCGGCCCACAUCAAUCUCCUCACAAGAGACGAGACUGCUUUCAACGAGAUUCUCCUCUUUCAACGCCGCGGUCACCAGCCAUGGCCAUACGCACGACAUCUCUCCCGUCUAGCGAAGUGACACAGGGGACAAGAGCUGCAUGUCGGCAGCGUCAAUACACUCACGUCUCCCUCGUCUCCCUCGUCUCACCUGCCCCCGAGACUUUCUGACGUGCCUGACUGACCUCAGAGUCACUGUAUGCGGAUACCUGACCGAAGAGGAGUCUAGUCACAGGAUACUCUUGAUCCAGUGAGGCAGGCUUGUUCGGCCCCGGGGGUCUACUAAGAGGUCUGUACAGCAACUGAGCUUGCUAGCUAGUCCCCUGAAUCAGUCAAAGGGGGCAGUAGGCGUGUAUAUCUCAAUUCAGUAUGAUUUUGAAUUUUG